GGCAGCGACGGCUGCAGCCUCGCUCUGGUCCCUGCGGCUGGCGGCCGAGCCGUGUGUCUCCUCCUCCGCCGCCGCCAUAUUGUCUGUGUGAGGAGCGGGGAGAGCGGCCGCCGCCGCUGCCGCUUCCACCCCAGGUGUCACAGUAUCCAACAAAUAUUUCUGCAUGGUAUUCUGUAUGUCAGCUUCUGUGAUAGACUCCUGAGACUGCAAAGGCAAUAUUCUCUGCCUUUGAAGCUUUAUUUAGCUAGGGCGACAGAUAUGUGAAACAGUACAGUGACAGUGCUAAAUGGAAGAGGUUUUUGUGUGAACAUACAUUCACUUGAGUAAAUACCUGGAGGGGAAUGCUGAGUUUAUGUUUGAAGAAAACAGGUCUGAAACAAGGUCUUGCUCCCCAGCUGCCUCUCAACACAGUGACUGCCAGUUCUCCAGACACCAAGCCCAGCUUUGUCCGCCAACCUGUCUGACAUGUCGGGACCCGUGCCAAGCAGAGCCAGAGUUUACACAGAUGUGAACACACACAGACCCCGAGAGUACUGGGAUUACGAGUCACAUGUGGUGGAAUGGGGAAAUCAAGAUGACUACCAGCUGGUUAGAAAAUUAGGUCGGGGUAAAUACAGUGAAGUAUUUGAAGCCAUCAACAUCACAAAUAAUGAAAAAGUUGUUGUUAAAAUCCUCAAGCCAGUAAAGAAGAAGAAAAUCAAGCGUGAAAUAAAGAUUUUGGAGAAUUUGCGAGGCGGUCCCAACAUCAUCACACUGGCAGACAUUGUAAAAGACCCUGUGUCACGAACUCCCGCCUUGGUUUUUGAACACGUAAACAACACAGACUUCAAGCAAUUGUACCAGACGUUAACAGACUAUGAUAUUCGAUUUUACAUGUAUGAGAUUCUGAAGGCUCUGGAUUACUGCCACAGCAUGGGGAUUAUGCACAGAGAUGUCAAGCCCCAUAAUGUCAUGAUUGAUCAUGAGCACAGAAAGCUACGGCUAAUAGACUGGGGUUUGGCUGAGUUUUACCAUCCUGGCCAAGAAUAUAAUGUCCGAGUUGCUUCCCGAUAUUUCAAAGGUCCUGAGCUACUUGUAGACUAUCAGAUGUACGAUUAUAGUUUGGAUAUGUGGAGCUUGGGUUGUAUGCUGGCAAGUAUGAUCUUCCGGAAGGAGCCAUUUUUCCAUGGACAUGACAAUUAUGAUCAGUUGGUGAGGAUAGCCAAGGUUCUGGGGACAGAAGAUUUAUAUGACUAUAUUGACAAAUACAACAUUGAAUUAGAUCCACGUUUCAACGAUAUCUUGGGCAGACAUUCCCGUAAGCGAUGGGAACGCUUUGUCCACAGUGAAAACCAGCACCUUGUCAGUCCUGAGGCCUUGGAUUUCCUGGACAAGCUGCUGCGAUAUGACCACCAGUCACGGCUCACUGCAAGAGAGGCCAUGGAGCACCCCUAUUUCUACACUGUUGUGAAGGACCAGGCUCGAAUGGGCUCAUCUAGCAUGCCAGGGGGCAGUACGCCUGUCAGCAGCGCCAAUAUGAUGUCAGGGAUUUCUUCAGUGCCAACCCCUUCACCCCUUGGACCUCUGGCAGGCUCACCAGUGAUUGCUGCUGCCAACCCCCUUGGGAUGCCUGUUCCAGCUGCCGCCGGCGCUCAGCAGUAAUGGCCCCUUCUGUCUCCUGAUGCCUGAGCAGAGGUUGGGGAGUCCACUCUCUCCCUUGAUGCAGCUUGCGCCUGGCGGGGAGGGGUGAAAUACUUCAGAAGCACCGUGUCUGAACCGUUGCUUGUGGAUUUAUAGUAGUUCAGUCAUAAAAAAAAAAUUAUAAUAGGCUGAUUUUCUUUUUUUUCUUUUUUUCUUCCUUUUUCUUUUUUUUUUUUUUUAACUCGAACUUUUCAUAACUCAGGGGAUUCCCUGAAAAAUUAUCUGCAGGUGGACUAUUUCACGGACAAAUUUUUUUUCUCCCCUUCCAAAUUCAGUUUCUCGUCACUAAAGAUCAAAGAUAAACCAGCCUCAGUUCCAGCUGCUGUGUUUGGGUGGAGAUUUCUUCCCAUGCUCACCAUUGCUCCCCUACCAUCCCACACUCUGGGGGGGUUGUACUUCACACUCUUCUCCAGAGAUUACAGAAAUGUAGCUUCUUCAAGGGAGGUGGGAAGGAAGGAGGAAGGGAGGACCCAACCUAUAAAAGCAGUGCACUGCUAGUCACUUACAUCCCUUUACUCUAAAAGUGCUUCAGUGGGGUUAUCCUGGUGAAUCUAGUGGAAAUAUGUCUUAGUUACAUUGAGAUGCUGAAAAUCUACCCAAAGUGCAGACAGGUCCUGAAAACUUCCUUGCAGUUUGAAUCAUGUCUUAUUGACCUAACCUAAAUCCAGCUCAUUUAUAAUUUAGUUUGUUUAGUUUAAAACUUUAAUACCAUCCCUCCCAGACUCCUUACCUUGGUUGUCUUGCCCUUUCAUCUCCCAACAUGCUCUAUAGCUGGUAGGAGGGGGAAGGUAAAAUCUUUUUCAGUUUUCUUUGACUUGGCCCUUUUGAAUUCAGUUAGUUAUUGGGCAUAACUUAUUGCUUUUUACAAAAGGAAAAAAAACAUUGUCUAUGUAGGUUUCAUGCUAGCAACUCUUUAAGAGCUAAUGAGAGAUGUGGCCACUGAAGUUUAUUUUCAGCUUUCUACCUUCAUUUCCUCCUACCUUCCCCUUCCCUCAUAUGUCAUCCAAUGAGAAGACCUGCCCCUCAGGUUUAUAAAUGUAUCUGAGUGGUAGGAGCAGAGCCACUAUCUCCAGUGAAACUGAAAUGGUAGACCUGUAAUUGUGGGAAAACUAAACUCUCUUGUUACAGCCCUGCCACCCCUUGCUGUGUGUAUAUAUAUAAUACUUUGUCCUUCAUAUGUGAAAGAUCCAGUGUUGGAAUUCUUUGGUGUAAAUAAACGUUUGGUUUUAUUUAUCAA
Messenger RNA from Dama dama (fallow deer), 2917 nucleotides. RefSeq names its product casein kinase 2 alpha 1 (gene CSNK2A1). Gene Ontology annotation, cellular component: cytosol; protein kinase CK2 complex; nucleus. The transcript has 15 exons. The record is from RefSeq and is a predicted model, not a curated record. Bases 466 to 1641 code for a protein of 391 amino acids. Lineage: Eukaryota; Metazoa; Chordata; Mammalia; Artiodactyla; Cervidae. Gene Ontology annotation, biological process: protein phosphorylation. Gene Ontology annotation, molecular function: ATP binding; protein serine/threonine kinase activity.